AUGGAUGUACUCAGACUGGUCCUUCUUCUCCUGUGUGUCCUCCACCUGACCUUUACGGGAGCACUGAGCAAACACAUCAGAGAUCACAGAAACCUGUUCACACAGAGAGUGUGCUGCAAAAGACAGAGCCACUUUGUCUACAUCGGCCAAGACAUCUCUGGGAGUCCCGUCAGUGUGGAUGUGGGAAUGUGCAGGUCUCACUGUGGGGGGUCACCCAGGCCAUCACAUGAAGCAGGACAACAGGAAUCCUCAAAACAUUCCUCAAUGCUGGAAUUUCUCAGGAGCAAAAAACUUAGGACGGGCGGACCGGCAGUUGCAGAGAGCUCUGAUUCGCUGGGUCAGCUGCCUUCCUGCGGGCUCAACCAGGUGUGUGAGCCGACCGGGAUGCGCGUGGACCGGGUGCUUCUGUUUGAGGGAUCCCGGGAAGUGGAGGUCAUCGAGGAGUGCCACUGUGAGAUCAAACUAAGCCAGUGCAUCCGCGUCCCCGCACUGAGGACCUAUAACUCUGAGACGCCUUAUGAGACAGUCAUCGACGUGGGAGGAUGCUCAAGGUCCAAGGGCUCUCCAGAGGGAUUCUCCUGUGUCCCCACUAAGUUUGACUCAGCCUUGGUGGAAACACCCAACAAAGUGGACCUCAUCCAGACAGUGGCAGCCUGUGAGCUGAAGGAGAGCUGCUACAGGGUCCCAUAUGUGGAGUAUUACUAUGAAAUAGUCCACCAUGCGGACGGAGUCAAAGAGGAGAGACUCAAAGAAAUAGAUGUGGGCAGAUGUAUGGGAGGCUGCACUACAGGAAACCGAUGCCUUCUCAGGAGUCCAUCUGAUCCAGAAAUUUGCCACUUGUGGGCUGAAAGAAAAUCCAACUCCUGCGUUCCUCAGGGCUAUGAGAGUCACAGCUUCCUCAACCAGCAUGGGCAGAUGCGCACUGUCCUCUCCAUCACUUCCUGUCUUUGCCAAAACUGA
Scomber japonicus (chub mackerel) is the source of this 960-nucleotide messenger RNA. RefSeq names its product pinhead (gene pnhd). The transcript has 7 exons. Lineage: Eukaryota; Metazoa; Chordata; Actinopteri; Scombriformes; Scombridae. The record is from RefSeq and is a predicted model, not a curated record. Bases 1 to 960 code for a protein of 319 amino acids.